Molecule: messenger RNA, 739 nt
Organism: Tribolium madens (black flour beetle)
Lineage: Eukaryota; Metazoa; Arthropoda; Insecta; Coleoptera; Tenebrionidae
Product: coenzyme Q-binding protein COQ10 homolog B, mitochondrial
Exons: 2
Coding region: 136-669 (177 amino acids)
Biological process (GO): cellular respiration; ubiquinone biosynthetic process
Cellular component (GO): mitochondrion
Molecular function (GO): ubiquinone binding
Source: RefSeq, a predicted model, not a curated record
AUGGCAACUAACUSGGUGUUAUGUCAGAAAAUAAAUUUUAAUAAAAAUGAAUUAUUUGUGAUAAUUGACUUAUCCGAGAAAAAACAUGACACUAAUUAGCAAUUAAUCAGGACCAAAUUUUUACAAGUGUCAAUAAUGCGUAUUAUCAAUCGUUGUUUGCACUUUUUCAAGAUUCCUGACAAAAAACGUGAAUAUUUCGCUAGAAAACUCGUAGGUUUCUCAACCAGUCAAAUGUACAAGGUAGUGGCUGAUGUAAAAAAUUACAAGAAGUUUGUUCCUUUCUGUACAAAAUCUGUGAUCUUAUCUCAAGAACCGUCAGUUUUACGGGCGAAUCUAGAAGUUGGGUUUCCCCCAGUUAUCGAAAAUUAUACCUCAGUUGUGUCACUACGUGAACCAGAACUAGUCAGUGCUGUUUGCAGGGAUGGGAGAUUAUUUCAUGUCCUGGAGACGACUUGGAAGUUCAGUCCUGGCCUUCAGAGCAACCCCCAGAGUUGCAUUAUAGAUUUCUACAUCAAUUUUGAGUUUAAAUCAGCCCUUUAUUCAAAAUUAGCCAUAUUCUUCUUUGACCAACUAGUCCACCAAAUGGAAGAUGCGUUUAUWAAGGAAGCACAAAGACGAUAUGGGAAAGAAUCGUUACCAGUCCACCCUCUUGAACCUGUGAAGAGCUGACAUCAGUUUAUUUAGUUUGUUAUUGKUUUAKAAUUUUAUUGCCGUUUUAAUAAAUUAUUUUUUAUUUAAA